CCAUACUUCUGGAGAGUGGAGACGGAGAGAGAGAGUAGUUCUAACUAGAAGUGCCGCAGUUUGUACGUACGUGGUGCAAGGCAAUUCAAAUUAACUGAUGGGUUGCUAUGUUAAUGUUUUGUGUGAUAUGAGGGUUUUGUGCUGGAUCAUGUUCGUGUUGGUCGGAGUGAGGAGUGAUGGCGGUGGUGUUUCUUCACCGGCGCCGGAGGAGGAAAGCGGCGGGGGAGGUGUGCCGGCGGUGUUCGUGUUGGGGGACUCGCUUGUGGAUGUGGGGAACAACAACCACUUGAAGCUGUCUCUGGCCAAAGCCGAUUUCCCCCACAACGGCAUCGACUUCCCUUCCCACAAACCCACUGGCCGUUUCACCAACGGCAAGAACGCCGCUGAUUUUCUUUCUGAGAAAGUGGGCCUACCGACUUCACCCCCAUACCUGGCCCUGUUGUCCAAAAACAGCAGCGCCGCCGCUUUUCUCGCCGGCGUCAGCUUUGCCUCCGGCGGUGCCGGCAUCUUUGACGACACGGACAAAAAAUAUCGUCAGUCAAUUCCUCUGACGUCGCAAGUGGACGACUACGAGAGGGUGUACGGGGAGAUUGUGAAGGAGCUAGGGUCAGAUGCUGCAAAGGCACGCUUGUCAAAGUCGAUUUUUUUUGUCGUGAUUGGAAGCAACGACAUCUUCGCGUACUUCAAGUCGGGCAGAAGCGGGUCCAGGCUCCGCAGCUCUUCCACCCCUCAGCGCUACGUGGAUUUGAUGGCUUCCACCCUCAAAGCUCAACUUAAGCGGAUGCACGGCCUUGGGGGGCGUAAGUUUGUGGUGGCAGGGAUUGGGAUGAUCGGGUGCUGUCCUUCGCAGAGGCUUAAAAAUGAAACAGGAGGAUGCCAUGAGGCAGAAAACUAUUUGUCCCUCCAGUACAACCAGCUCCUCACAUCCAGCCUACAACAACUCAAGUCUGAGCUCCCCGACAUGAAGUACACCUUCUUUGACACCUACGCCGUCUUGAACAACAUUUCCCAGAAACCAGCUGCUUAUGGAUUUAAUGAAGUCAAGGCAGCAUGUUGUGGGCUUGGGGACCUAAAAGCCAGGGUUCCUUGUCUGCCAAUAGCAAGCUACUGCUCUGACAGAAGGAGCCAUCUGUUCUGGGAUUUUUUCCAUCCAACGGAGGCCACUGCUCGCAUCUUCGUCGAGAAUAUAUUUGAUGGGCCACAACAGUACGCCUCUCCUGUCAAUGUUAGGCAGCUAGUUGCUCUGUAAAGUGUAAACCAUGAAGCCCAUUGGGCCUCAGCUCAUAAAAAGGCAGAAUUCAUGCGACACCCCUGAAUCAAUGCAAAUUAUAACUAGACGUGUCAA
Messenger RNA from Malania oleifera, 1345 nucleotides. Its product is annotated as GDSL esterase/lipase At5g55050. Bases 98 to 1249 code for a protein of 383 amino acids. Gene Ontology annotation, molecular function: hydrolase activity, acting on ester bonds. NCBI's taxonomy places the organism in Eukaryota, Viridiplantae, Streptophyta, Magnoliopsida, Santalales, Ximeniaceae. The record is from RefSeq and is a predicted model, not a curated record. The transcript is spliced from 5 exons.